Molecule: messenger RNA, 1874 nt
Organism: Aspergillus heteromorphus CBS 117.55
Lineage: Eukaryota; Fungi; Ascomycota; Eurotiomycetes; Eurotiales; Aspergillaceae
Gene: erg9
Product: bifunctional farnesyl-diphosphate farnesyltransferase/squalene synthase
Exons: 4
Coding region: 63-1493 (476 amino acids)
Biological process (GO): farnesyl diphosphate metabolic process; ergosterol biosynthetic process
Cellular component (GO): endoplasmic reticulum membrane
Molecular function (GO): squalene synthase [NAD(P)H] activity
Source: RefSeq, a predicted model, not a curated record
AUACUUUCCUAAUUUCUCCCUUUUGUUUGUGACUAUUCGGUGGUGUCGGACACCUCGUGAUCAUGGGUCUCGCUUCGAAUAUCGUCUACUACACAUUCCAUCCCUCGCAGCUGAGGGCGAUUAUGCAAUGGAAGAUCUGGCACUCACCUGUUCACGAACGCAAUGAGAAGGACGAGACCGAGACUCAGAAAGCCUGCUUCAAAUUCCUCGACCUGACGAGUCGGAGUUUCAGCGCGGUCAUCAAGGAAUUGCAUCCUGAGCUGCUUCUGCCCGUCUGCGUCUUCUACCUCGUCCUCCGUGGGUUGGACACCAUUGAAGAUGAUACGUCGAUCCCUCUGGAAACGAAGGAGCCGCUGCUCCGAGGCUUCCAGGACUUCCUGGAGCAGGACGGCUGGACGUUCACCGGUAACCGCCCCGAGGAGAAGGACCGUGAGCUGCUGGUUCAGUUUCACAACGUCAUCACCGAGUUCAAGAACAUGAAGCCCGCCUACCAGGCGAUUGUCAAGGACAUCACCAAGCAAAUGGGCAAUGGCAUGGCCGACUACUGCCGGAAGGCUGCGUUCGAGGACGCCAGCGUUGGCACGAACCAGGAGUACGACCUGUACUGCUACUACGUCGCCGGGUUGGUCGGUGAGGGACUCACCCGUCUGUUUGUAGAGGCUGAGUUCGGUAACCCCGCCCUGCUGGAGCGUGCGCGCCUGCAGAAGUCCAUGGGUCUGUUCUUGCAGAAGACGAACAUCAUCCGUGACAUCCGGGAAGACAAUGAUGACGGUCGCCGGUUCUGGCCCAAAGAGAUUUGGUCCAAGCACGUCAAUGACUUUGAUGAUCUGUUCAAGCGCGAGCACCAGGAGGCUGCCCUGAACUGCAGCUCCGAAAUGGUGUUAAAUGCCUUGGAGCAUGUCGAGGACUGCCUCUUCUAUCUGGCUGGACUGCGUGAGCAGAGUGUGUUCAACUUCUGCGCCAUUCCGCAGUCCAUGGCCAUUGCCUCGCUGGAGCUCUGCUUCCGCAACCCUGAUAUCUUCGACCGAAACGUCAAGAUUACCAAGGGUGAUGCCUGCCAGCUGAUGUUCGAGUCGACGCAAAGCCUGCGCAUCUUCUGUGCUACCGUCCGCAGAUAUGCGCGUCGGAUUCACAAGAAGAACAAUCCCAAGGACCCCAACUUCCUGAAGAUUAGCCUUGUUUGUGGAAGGAUUGAGAAAUGGGUCGAGACCAUCUUCCCCUCCCAGAAUGCCGAAGCUGCCCAGCGUCGGGUGACUGGUGAGCUGUCGGAGGCGGAGAAGAAGAAGGCGGAACAAGAGGCCGAGACGCGCCAGGACGUGUGCUUCAUGAUGGGUCUCAUGGUGGUCAUUGUCUUCAUUGUCUCUAUUGUGAUGAUUUUUACGGCCUGGUUACUCGGUGCUCGUUUUGACCUGGCGUGGCAGGAAUUACGGAACGGCAACUUCCGGCCGCCACCGCGUGAGAUCCGCGAGCAGCAACUGCACCAGGAGCUAUAGCUGCACCUUCUACGGCGUAACGACAUGAUUGACAUCGACUAAUAGUUUGCGGCGGCUCAUGUCCUAUACCUUACCUUCUUGCCGGCCCGCUAUAUCUUACUAAUAUACUCUUUCAUCCUCCUCUUCCCUCUCCCCCUCUUCUGUCGUACUGUUGAGUUGAACUAGCACGGAUGUCAAAUUGCGAUCUAGUCCUUUCAUGACUGUGGUUGUGCCGAAGAAGUGCUGAAAUUGAGCGGAUCAUUCCCACCAGCGACGUACUAGAUUUGUGUCUUCCAACUUAAGUGUUGAGGUGGCAUACAUCCAUUGAGGACCUGGAACAUAUCGUAAACCGUAUGAUGAGAUAGUUUAAUAAAUUGAAUCAAUGCAAAUAUUGUUGCAGAC